Sciurus carolinensis (gray squirrel) is the source of this 969-nucleotide messenger RNA. It is a transcript of the gene Tas2r3, whose product is annotated as taste 2 receptor member 3. The record is from RefSeq and is a predicted model, not a curated record. The transcript has a single exon. The coding region runs from base 19 to 969 and encodes 316 amino acids. Gene Ontology annotation, molecular function: bitter taste receptor activity; G protein-coupled receptor activity. Gene Ontology annotation, cellular component: membrane. Lineage: Eukaryota; Metazoa; Chordata; Mammalia; Rodentia; Sciuridae. Gene Ontology annotation, biological process: sensory perception of taste; G protein-coupled receptor signaling pathway; detection of chemical stimulus involved in sensory perception of bitter taste.
GGUUGCCUACUUGCUGAUAUGAUGGGAGUCAUUGACGGGGUGUUUCUGGUUCUGAUUGUCAUCCAGUUCAUUCUUGGAAACCUGGGGAAUGGUUUCGUUGGUUUGGUCAAUGGCAGAAGCUUGUUCAAGAGCAAAAGUAUCUCUCUAUCUGACUUCAUCAUCACCAGCCUGGCCCUCUCCAAGAUUGUUCUGCUGUGGAUUUUCUUGAUUGAUGGUGUUUUGAUGGUAUUCUCUUACAGAAUACAUGAUUCUGGAACAGUAAUGCAAAUAAUUGAUGUUUUCUGGACAUUUACAAACCUCCUGAGCACAUGGCUCAUCGCCUGUCUUGGUGUCCUCUACUGCCUGAAAAUUGCCAGUUUCUCCCACCCCACGUUCCUCUGGCUCAAGUGGAGGGUUUCCAGGGUGGUUGUAUGGAUGCUGUUGGGUGCACUGCUCUUGUCGUGUUGCAGUACCGUGUCUCUGAUCCAUGAAUUUAAGAUGAGCUCUGUCCUCCAUGGAAUUGAUAGCACAGGUAAUGUGACGGAACACUUGAGAGAGAAGACAAGUGAAUAUCACCUGAUGCAUGUUCUAGGGACUCUGUGGCAUUUUCCUCCCUUAACUGUGUCCCUGACUGCCUAUGUUCUGCUCAUUCUGUCUCUGCGGAGACACACGUGGCAGAUGCAGCAAAGUAGUACGAGUUCCAGAGAUCCAAGUACUGAGGCCCACAGGAGGGCCACCAGGAUCCUCCUCUCCUUCCUGUUUCUCUUCCUACUUUACUUUCUUUCCUUUUUAAUUUUGUCAUCCAGUCAUUUUCUACCAGAAGUUAAGGUGGCUCAAAUGAUUGGUGAAAUAAUCACAAUGUUUUAUCUUGUGGGCCACUCAUUUGUUCUCAUUCUGGGGAACAACAAGCUGAAAUGGGCAAUCAUGGCAAUGCUGCCAUGUGAAUCUGGUCUUCUGAAGCCUGGCUCUAAGGGCUCCUUCUCCCCAUAG